Hymenoscyphus albidus is the source of this 1188-nucleotide messenger RNA. NCBI's taxonomy places the organism in Eukaryota, Fungi, Ascomycota, Leotiomycetes, Helotiales, Helotiaceae. The record is from the annotation of a GenBank genome assembly.
GCUCAGCAACAACAUCGCACAGUACCAAACACCACAGUCGCGUUACUCAAUACCAUGUCUUCAGUCAGAUUGGUUUUUCGUGCUGCGAGGCCUUCAAUGGUCUUCGCGCGUCCAAUUUCAUACACCGCACGCCAAUUAGCUAGGCCAGGAAAUGCAAAGAUACAUGAAGGGACGGAAGAGCAUCGAAAGAUACAGAGCGAGAAGCCUCUGAAUCCUCAUAUGACGAACACGAAUUCCACUAUCACAAACAGCAUGCCAUCUGCAGGAACCCAUAAUAUACCACCAGAGCUAAUCUCUUCCAUUGACCCGAAAUUUGCGCCGAAGGACUCGAGUCCAGAGAAUACGGACCGCAUGACUGGAGGAACCCAGAAGGGCGAGGGAAACGGGGGGACAACGACAGCCGAGAUGUCAGUUGGAGAGAUGGAAGGGGCGUCUUUCAAAGUUGAGCCUUUGCGUCGAACGGGCGAGGACGCAAAUACAAUGAGAGCCAGAUUAUUAUGUUCGCAGCUUUCCAGCCUGUAGCUUCGGAUUCGUUUGCUAACUAUUCUACUUUUAGAUCAAAGUCGUAAGAGAGGCAUACUAGAAAGUGAUCUUCUAAUGUCUACUUUCGCCGAGGCACAUUUACGGGACAUGACAAUGGAACAAAUGGCUCAAUACGACCUCUUCCUAGACGAGAAUGAUUGGGACAUAUACUAUUGGGCAACCCAACAGCCAUCACCAACAUCACAAGAAACCGCCGAGGGAGCAGGCAAAGGACCAGAAGGAGCUACGGCAAAUGUACAGGGUAUCGAAAAAACCACAGAUGCGUGGCGACAAGGUAAGCCGAGAAGUGGAGAGUGGGCACAAACUGUUGGCACUUUCAAGCCCGCAUAUCGUCCCGUACCAGUAAGAUGGAGGGAUAGCGAGAUUUUGGCAAUGCUUAGGCGGCAUGUCAUUUCGAGGUCUGCCGGGGGUGUUCUCGAGGAGGGUGUUGUGAAUGAAGGGCCCAAACAAAGCGAAGGCGGUAAGUUUUUUUCUAUUGUGCAAUUCUUUUCCUCACUAACGAACUUUUCAAAGGUAAAGGCAUGGCUUUCAUGCCUCCCGUCUUUGAGACUGGCCGUUGAAAGGCUUCAAAGGUUGUAAUAAUAUCUCAGUUUUUUAUCGUUCGCUGCACCAAAAAGAUGCUGUAAGAACAAAACAUUGUAAUUA